UUUUUCGUUUAAAUCUUUAAUGCGCCUCGCUCGCCGCUUCAGACUGGGGGAAGCGACCUCGUGUUAGUCGAAGUGAGCAGUUUCAUUUUUAACGGCAAGUAAGCGGACGUCCCCCGGCGCUCUCCGUAACACGGAAACUCGGGAGGACGAACUAAACCUCCCCCCGACCGUUACUUGCUUUUCGUUGCUCUACCCCGGGGGAAAACUUUAUUGCAACUUUUCAACAAAACAGAGAGAAAGCAGCAGGGAAGUCAGGGUCGGGGCUCUGGUUUCACAGCCCGUGCACUUUGGGACGCCUUUGUAGGAUCUGCGGUCGGAAGACAAGAAAUCUCCCAUCCAUCCUCCGAGAGCCCUCCGCCUGCACCUGCAAACAUGGCACGCAGAUCCUGCGCGAUUUACGCGGUCGGGAUCAUCUGCGCCCUGCUGCUGGUCGUUGGGAUUGGCUUGUUUGUGGGUCAAACUUUCCACACGCUUAUGCAGAACCGCCUCAAAAAGGAGAUUGUUUUAGUAGAGGGCAGCCGUGUGUUUGAGUCAUGGAAAACCCCUCCACCCCCUGUCUACAUGGAGUUCUUCUUCUUCAAUGUGACCAAUGUGGAUGAGUUCCUUCAAGGGGGCAAUCCAGAGGUCAAGCAAGUUGGACCCUACACAUACAGGGAGUACAGGUACAAGGACAAUGUGAGCAUGGUGGAAAAUGGCACAAUGGUGUCCGCAUACAACACCAAAAGCUUUGUGUUCCUGAGAGAGAAGUCAGUGGGUAACCCAGCUGUGGAUAACAUCACAAUUGUCAACAUCCCUGCUUGGGCUGUAAUGGACAAGUUGAAAGGGAGUUUCUGGAAGGCCUCCAUGGCGUCCUUCAUGAUGGACUCUGUUAAGUCCGGCCCCUUCACUACUCGCACUGUGGAUGAAUUGCUGUGGGGUUACCAAGAUCCCUUGCUGACCAGGAUCUCCUCCACCCAACCUGACGUGGAGAAGUUCUUUGGCCUCAUGUACAAGAAAAAUGGAAGUAACGAUGGGGAAUUUGUCUACCACACCGGGGAGCAGGACUACAUGGAUUAUGGCCGGGUCAAAACAUGGAAAGGUCAAAGCGAGCUGACGUUCUGGACGACUAACCACAGCAACAGCAUCAAUGGAUCAGAUGGAAGUGCUUUCCAUCCCUUGCUGAACAAGAACGAACGCAUUUAUAUCUUCACCCCAGACCUCUGCAGGUCGAUCUACAUGGAGUUUGAGAAAGAUGUAGAGGUGAAAGGAAUCCCGGCCUACCGCUUCACACCGCCACGCUCCGUUUUGGCCAGCAAGGAGGAGAACCCGGCCAAUGAGGGUUUCUGCGUCACCCCAAAGGAGUGCCUGGGAACUGGCCUUCUUAAAGUCAGUCCCUGUCGGAAAGGUGCCCCAGUGGUCGCCUCCUUUCCUCACUUCUACCUGGCAGAUGAUAAAUAUGCGGCUGCCAUUAAGGGACUGUCCCCUCAGCGACAGCAUCACCAAACCUUCCUGGACCUUAACCCGACCACUGGAGUGAUUGUACGUGCAAACAAGAGAGCACAGAUAAACGUCUUGCUCGGCAGAGUCCCUGGAUUCCUGAAAACAAGGAACCUGAAUGUCACAGUCUUUCCUGUAAUGUUCAUCAAUGAGAGUGUGGUGAUCGAUGAUGUGUCUGCGGCAAAAAUACAGAAGCUGCUGCGGAUUGUCACUAUAGUGUCCAACUUCCCGCUCAUCUUUGUGGGACUGGGGGUCAUUAUGCUCAUAGUCUUCAUCAUCCUUCUGGUCCGAGCCCACAGACAGAAGAAUGAAGUUAAGCGCAUUGUGUUUACCAAGCCUCACUAUGCUACCUCUGCCGAAGAGGACACCUCUUACUCUCCUGUCAAUGACAAGGAAAAGGAUGACCCCCAAAAUGGAACCUAUAUUGGUUUGACGCCGAAAGCCGACCCACAAGCCUGAGAAGGCGGGAGGGAAUGGUUAGAAAGAAGCUACGUACCAUGACAACCUUCAGAACUACAAAUAGAGAUUUGGGUUUUCUGGAGAGAAAAAGAUACACCAUGGAAAAUUGUCGACAUCCUUUGUUAUUAUUAUCUUUCUGUUUUUGAUGUAGGGGAGGGCGGUUGGGAGGGGGGUUAGAGGAAAGGGACGUGUUUUUAGUCUCAAACAUACGCUACUGUAUGUACUUAGUUUUACUCAAGGAGAGCUACCUAAAGUCUAGGGCUAGGACACAGAAUACCCAGAAAAAAGUUUGAAAUCAAUCUGAAAACAGUGUGUGUCAAGGGCUACUUCUCGCUGUCCGGUUCGCAUUGGUUGCGGAUCAUGUCAAAUUCCCGACAACAGGCCGCAGUUCUGAUGGUUGUGGUGGUCCUAAACAAGUUGUGGUGGUCCUAAACAUACAAAGCACACCCUUCAAACCUGAGGUGUGGGAUGAUUAGAUUUCAAUGCUGUGGCCUCACCUCAUUCUCUGUUUGCCUAUAGUAGAUUCUUGUCUUGCUCUGAGCUCAGUACUUUCAGAUUUUAGCAACCGACCACUAUAUAACAGGGCAUAGAGGGUGAUUUGGGACCAGGGUUAUGAAAUCCAUAACGUGGGUUGUUUGGAUAUCACACCUCACUCUCAGCGGGCCUCUGCUUAGAUAUUAUCAAAGUGGGAGAAAGGAGCAAAACAUUCAACAAGUCUUCUCUUUCUGAAGAUGUUUAAAUCAAUUCAGUAUUACUACAUAUGCUUCAUUUGCACUUCACCCCACGCUAAAUUUUACUAAUCGUUUUUAUGGCUCAUUAUUAUUUUCAAUUAAUGCAUUCUGUUUGGAGGGAUACCUGUGCUCAUCAUCGUCACCGUACCUGAGAAACCUUCAGAGUACGGCAUUUGUUUGUAUAGAUGCAGUGUAACAUGUGUUGAACUGCUUACAUUCCUCUCAGUGGAUGAUGGGAAUGAAUAUCAGAUAAAACGCUGUAUAUUUUGGAUACUUUAAUUUUUGUAAAGUAAGAAGUCCUCAUUUUUUGUAAAUGUUAAUGUAGAAAUGUCUGAAUGAAGAACAUCUUAGGUUUGAGCUUCACGAAAGUUUUUUCAGGGGCGGAAUGAGCAACACUUUCAUCAGCCAUCUAAAGCCCUGAAUAUGACAGGAUUUUACAGUUGAAAUGGUGAAUCAUACAUUACUGAAUUUAUAUGCUUAUACUAACUGAUAUCGCCAUAUCAAAAUGUAAUUCAACUUGUUUUCAUUUCGAAGUGUGCUUUUAUGAAGCUGUUGUUGAAUUCCUUAGUAGCACCUUUUGUACUGAAUAUGACAGCCAACAAACCUUUUUUUUUUUUUUUUGAUGUUUAUGAAAGGAGAUUUCAUAUCGGGUAUACAGCCAUUGCAGAUCAACUCAUGAUUGUUGAAUAUUAAGAAUUGCUGUAGUUGUGCCUUUAAAACAAUCACUGCUACUGGAUUUUUUUUUUUUUGGCACCGCAGUUUUCAUGUAUUUUGUGAAAUGAAGGCCACAUCAUACCAACAAAUCUACUCUCAAGUGCAUAUUGUUUUUCUUCCAGCUACCAAACAAAAAUGGGGUAGGGAGCUGCUAGAAGUUUUUUAUAGUUUGUGUAUAGCCGGCAGGGUCAAACUGCUUUAAUGAAGGAUCACUGUACAGAGCUACAGCUGCAGAUUUCAGGCGCCAUUUAAUGCAAUAUAGAAAAAUGCUGCAGAAUUACUCAGUUUGAACUGUGAUGAGCCCAGCUUUUAAUGCUGCUCUCGCUCUUAGUUGUGACAUUCAAACGGAUGAAUGAGCCACUUCUCACCACUUCUACGUUACAUGCGCUGCAAUAAUCAACAGCGAAUAUAUCAGACAAUAGUGGAGAAGCUGCAACAUGUUUCACUUAGAGAUUUUUGCUUCCUUGUGUGAUUUUACUAUUUGUGUUUGAUGUAUACUUAAAUUCAGUUGUGUACAACAAUAAAACUGAAUGAGAAUAGAAAAGAUAUUUGGAGAGUGCAUAAAGCAGUGUUAGAAAUUCAUGAGAGGGCGGAUGAAUGGAUAAAUCAAUAUUGUCGAUGCAAAAAUCACAAUAUUACACAGUAUUAAUUCAGCAGGUUAAAGAGGAUAAAUUAUUUUGUUACACUUAUAAAACCAAAACACAGAAAGCAAAACAUGGAUUGUACACCGGGAUAUUUUGUGCCAUACUUUCAUUACAGAUUGUACUUUCAGAAAUUAUCAUAAAACCACAUAUUCUUGUAAUUGUCAGCUUGUUUUGAAGUGUUGACUGUUAAUAUUGUUUUUACUGUCUACACAAAAAAUAAAAGUAGUUUCAGUAAAUGAAUCUUGUCAGCCUUUAAGCCUUUUUGUCAGUGUUUGGUUCUCAUUUUAGGGUCCUAGAUGUUCGAAAACCAUACGAUUGCAUGCCAAAUUAGAGAAAAAGUACAGGGAAAUACUUGUUUGCAGUCUGUAAUUUACUGCGGAAAUCAUCUAUCAUGUCAUUUAUGUCAUUUAUCAAGUACUUGCAGAUACCUGAAAUUGCACCAGCUCGCCUGACUGACCGUGGCUGCUUGCAGGGCUGCAGUACACACGAGGAUGUGGGUGAAAAUAUAGCAACUGUACAACAAACUGGAUGAAGGAAAAAAGAAACAGUACAACAUCAGUCCUGAUUCUGGAUAUUUUGAUUAUGAAUGGUCUGCGUGGUUAGGUGCUGUUUCAGGAUUAGACUUUAUGUACUUGGUUUUAGAGUAAAUCCUACUGGUAUUUGUGCAAUGAGAGAUUUAAAAGGUUGCAGAAUUUACAAAUAUUCAUGUGUCGUGAUUUUCAAGACUGGUGCCUUUGACGUCUUAGAUAGUUUUGUAAUGAGGGUCCUUAUUUUUCUUUUUCUUUUAAUAAAGCGCUUGUUCUGAGGACACACAUCAAUUGGCACUUGAGAAAAUCUAUUAUGUGUUUCAUGUUUAAAAACUCAAUGGAAGUUGAAUUUGCAGGCCUCUUCUGUAGAUAACAUAUCUAAAGCAUAUCAU
Xiphias gladius (swordfish) is the source of this 4943-nucleotide messenger RNA. RefSeq names its product lysosome membrane protein 2-like. Gene Ontology annotation, cellular component: cytoplasm; lysosome; membrane. Lineage: Eukaryota; Metazoa; Chordata; Actinopteri; Istiophoriformes; Xiphiidae. Gene Ontology annotation, molecular function: scavenger receptor activity. The transcript has 13 exons. Bases 373 to 1935 code for a protein of 520 amino acids. Gene Ontology annotation, biological process: receptor-mediated endocytosis; protein targeting to lysosome. The record is from RefSeq and is a predicted model, not a curated record.